Molecule: messenger RNA, 761 nt
Organism: Oryzias melastigma (Indian medaka)
Lineage: Eukaryota; Metazoa; Chordata; Actinopteri; Beloniformes; Adrianichthyidae
Gene: cks2
Product: CDC28 protein kinase regulatory subunit 2
Exons: 3
Coding region: 68-394 (108 amino acids)
Biological process (GO): regulation of mitotic cell cycle
Cellular component (GO): cyclin-dependent protein kinase holoenzyme complex; SCF ubiquitin ligase complex
Molecular function (GO): cyclin-dependent protein serine/threonine kinase activator activity; ubiquitin binding; protein kinase binding
Source: RefSeq, a predicted model, not a curated record
GUCUGGACCAAUCAGAGGGAGCUGGGUAACGGUUGAAGUUUGAAUCUCCCCCGGAAAACAGCGGUCGAUGACAGGCGUUUGUGUCGUUCGUAAACACGGAUUGAAGAUCGUUUUCCCACCAACAGGUCGCAGUUUUUCUGGAUUUUAUUCAACCGAAGCAACAAUGUCCAAAAAUCAGAUUUUCUACUCCGACAAGUACAACGACGAGGAGUUCGAGUACAGGCACGUUGUUCUCCCGAAGCAGCUGUCCAAGCUGGUGCCCUCAUCCCACCUGAUGUCGGAGGACGAGUGGAGGGGGAUCGGGGUCCAACAGAGCAAAGGCUGGAUCCACUACAUGAUCCACAAACCAGAGCCUCACAUCCUGCUCUUCAGAAGACCUCUUCCAAAGGAAUAGACGAAGCCUCUAGAGAAGCUCUUUGGUGCUGCUGAGGGACGCGACCUUCUCGUCCACGGACGUUUCUGAUGUGAAGACAAGCUGAUUAGUUCCGUCAGAUUCUCUUCAGUUUCAAGGAAACCUGAUUCUAAAACGAACGGCGACUUUCUGAACGAUGUGAAGCUGCAGUUCAGUUUAAAACACUUUUGAAAUGUGAGGAUUCGAUUCCCACAUCCCCCGUCAGUUAAGAAAAGCUUUAUUUUGAAAAGGCCCGCUGGGUAUUUUUCAGAAUAAAGUUCACGUCUGUCUGCUUUGUUCUUUCUGUGUUUGUUUAUGGAGUGAGUUGUAGUUUGUUACUCGAGCAGGAAAAUAAAUAUUAUUUAUUAGA